AUGGUAGACUUGCCAAGUCGCUACAGCCCCCCUUCCCCGCUGGAAGUCCCGGUUCUGGGCAGCCCGUUGUGUGGGGACCUCAUUCGGGAUAUAGAUGACCUGCAGGACCUCUCACAGUCCAUUGAAGACGACGCCCUCAGCUCCUUUGACGUCCCAGAGUACCAGUCAUCUGGUCCGGGUUCUGGGUCUGAGAGCUCCACUGUCAUAGAUGGCCUCACCCCUGCCUCCAGCCCCUCCUCAGGGGUAUUUGGGGCGGUAACAGGGCAGGAAGAGUUCUCCUCCACUUCUCUGACCCUGGAGUGUCGAGUGUGCGCAGACCGCGCUUCAGGCUACCACUAUGGAGUGCACGCCUGCGAGGGCUGUAAGGGUUUCUUCAGAAGGACGAUCCGGCUGAAGCUGGAGUACGACAAGUGUGAGCGCAGUUGCAAGAUCCAGAAGAAGAACCGCAACAAGUGCCAGUACUGCCGUUUCCAGAAGUGCCUGUCGGUAGGCAUGUCCCACAAUGCCAUCCGAUUCGGGAGAAUGCCCCAGUCGGAGAAGAUGAAGCUGAAGGCAGAGAUCCUGACCGUGGAGAAGGAGACGGAGAACCCGCAGCUGGCUGACCAGAAGACCCUAGCCAAGCAAAUCUACGAGGCCUACCUAAAGAACUUCAACAUGAACAAGUCAAAAGCGCGAGUCAUCCUGACGGGGAAGACCAGCACACCGCCCUUCGUCAUCCAUGACAUGGACACGCUACGCCUGGCAGAGCGCACCCUAGUGGCCAAGCUGGUGGGUGGUGUGGGCGGCCUGCAGAACAAGGAGGCAGAGGUACGCAUCUUCCACUGCUGCCAGUGCACCUCCGUGGAGACAGUUACUGAGCUGACUGAGUUCGCCAAGGCCGUGCCGGGCUUUUCCGUCCUGGACCUCAACGACCAGGUGACACUGCUCAAGUAUGGCGUCUACGAGGCCAUGUUUGCCAUGUUGGCCUCGUGCAUGAACAAGGACGGGCUGUUGGUUGCCUACGGUAAUGGCUUCAUCACGCGCGAGUUCCUCAAAAGCUUGCGGCGGCCCUUCAGCGACAUGAUGGAGCCCAAAUUCCAGUUUGCCAUGAAGUUCAAUGCCCUGGAGCUGGAUGACAGUGACCUGGCACUCUUUGUCGCCACCAUCAUCUGCUGUGGAGACCGCCCAGGUCUGGUGAAUGUGCAGUACAUCGAGCGACUUCAGGAGACCCUGGUUCAGGUGCUGCGCAGCCACCUGCAGACCAACCACCCCGAUGACGCCUUUCUGUUCCCCAAGCUGCUGCAGAAGCUGGCCGACCUGCGGCAGCUGGUGACUGAGCAUGCCCAGCUGGUGCAGGAGAUCAAGAAGACAGAGGACACCUCGCUGCACCCUUUGCUGCAGGAGAUCUACCGGGACAUGUACUGAGGAACAGGUGGUGCUGGGGGGUGAACCAGCCCACUCCAGCCUGCUGCAAAGUUCACGGGGGCAGACUGUGGAGGCUCCAGAGGAGCUGACAGGCUGCAGAGCUCAUCGGAACCUACGCAUCCACCUUCAGAAGGUGCACUACUCCAUGAGCGCUGAUUACCACAAUAUAAACAUUCACCUCAUGGUAGUACAUUGGCAACUCUUAUUGGGUUAAUGGCCCAUAUUCUUUUAAGCUAACUGAUUGCAGUACUGGUCUCACUUGCCCCGUCCCUCAGCUUCUUUCACAUUCUGUAUAAAUCGGUAGCAAUACAACGCGAGAGAGACCGGAGACAGGAAAGAGAUGAACUCAUGCACUGGAAGCACUCGCAUACCAAAGCGAUGCAGCGUUGAAUUUCUGAACGCUUUAUUCGCUGUGGUAUUCUUAUAAACCCCCCCCCCCCAUCCCUUUGGAUAUCUUAGUGGAUGAGUGUGUUCUUCUGGGGCCUUCCUGGGGAAAAAUCACAUGGUUCACAGUUUCUUUUAUUUAUCAUGAUUUCAUGUAUAUUUCAUUCGUAAAUGUUUCCAAUCCAAGUUCAGGUAAAUGUGAUUCACCAGUGCUCAAAAAACACUAAAACUAGAUUUAGGUAGUUCGUUUCAGCCUUCGGUAGCCUUGUGUAGAAACUCUCCGUUCACGUAGCACUGUCUUAAAACGGAAAAUGUCACGUGACCCAACAAACAGUAAAUCCACACUGUGUUGCUACAUAACUGGUAACAGUCAGUGGUCUUAGCGGUCAGCUUGGCAGUGCAACGUGUGUGAUACCAGGUGUUUUGGUCCCAGUUCCUUUUUCCCUCGUUCUCGCGUUUGGAUGGAGAUGCUGACUGGAUGGGUGACAUGGAAAGAGCCUUCAGGGGAAAGUUUCUUAACCAACUGGAUGUUUUUCAUCCCAGAAAGACUGUUUCCCAGCUACUGUAUUCAUGAUGAAAUCAAACUUAAAACAGACAUCAAAUUGUCCUAUUUCUAAUACCAAAUGGAAAUAGUUCAAUGCCUUGUCUUUGUAUAUAAGUGUCAGUUUAGUUCAACCUCGUUUUAUACAAACACAAUCCAAUCACUUGGCCCAUUAAUUUCAUAUUGUCCCGAUCAGAGCUGCUGUAACAAUGUUUAUCCUGCCUUGAACAGUUUGUUUCCACAACAAGGCAGCCAUAGCAACGCCAUUUUAAAGAAGCACCAUCGGUGAUCAUCUCCAGUAUCGUAGGAAAGAAGUAUCUCACAUUUUUGGUGUCUGACUAGUCUGUACCUCAGUAGAAAUGACCUGCCGACAUAUUUUGGAGGUUUGUUUUGACUCUAGUGUUUUAAGAGAUCAGGAACCUGUACUGGAGGUUUAGCACAGACGUUUGGGUGCCACUUGGUUUCUUGUCUGACCAGUUGGAAGGGGGGGGGGGGGGGGAAUGGGGCAGUUCAAGGAGUUUGUAAAUAUGAUCUUCAACUGCUAUUGGUUUAAUAGGGAAAUAUAACCAGGUGUGUUCUUGGUGAGAGGUAAACUGAAAUAGAGAUCCUGUUUUUAAAAGAUCUUUAAUAAAGGUUUAAUAGAUGUCUAAUAGGAAGGGAAGUUUGAUAAUGAUGUAAAAGAACCCAAAUGUGGUGGAGAACUAGGAGUAAGAUAUUAGCCUUGGGCUAUACCUGCCUUCAUCAUGACGAGUAACUCCUCAACGGUUCAGACAUGAAGGUUCUGUUUUACUCAUGGUCCAUAUUCAGAUUUUAUGGACCCAUUGCACUUGAUACCCUGUACAGUGUGACACUGGGGGCAGGUAAUUCAUCAAACGAUUCAUGAAUCCCUUUCAUUGGAAAAAGAACAGUGGUAUUAACUGAUACGUUGUAGGAUGAAUGGAAAACUCUUGCUCAUGCACUACAAAAUAAUAUAUUGAUUGUUGUAAUUACAUUCGAUCAUUUUUAUACUGAUUGUAAAAUAUCCAAGGUAACACUAAUAAAAUAUAUGCUAAAUGUGUAUGUAGGUUUGGAAUCAGAAGAUGUCUUUCUGUAGCCACAGUUAAGUAGGUUUUGGCCCCCUGAUAGAGUGACUGGAGUGAGGAUGGGGGUUGCCACAUCACCCGGAGUGAAACGGGGACCUCUCAAAACUGCAAGAGUGGUGCAGUUAAAGGUUUGUCCACCAGGGGCGCUUCAGAUCCCCACCUUCCACUGUCACUGCAAUGAAAUGUCUGUCCAUAGUACUCCUCUUGGAAGAGUGAAGUAAAUGCACAUUCACCCAUCCUUCGUAAUUCUGGAAAAUCCUGAAAUUUUGCCUCGUGUCUUUGUGGGAUUUAUAUGAACUGAUGUUGACUGGUGAUAUCAUCAUAGCCGGUAGGACAAGAUUGCAAUGACUGCGUUUUUUUUUUUUUCUUUGGAUUUUCAACAUUCUGGCCCACAUUAGUCAUGAAGGCGUGGUCGCACGCAGCGCUGACAGUAUUCCCAGGAGGAUGUGAAUCCGUCACAGAACCACAACAAAAUGUGGCAAGUCCAUUUACUUUGUUCUGGUAUCAGUCCAGAGCGCUGCAACUUAAAAGAUUUCUCUGUUUCUUGCAGUAAAAACUCCCGCAGCCAUGCCUGUACCAGAUUAUGAUAAUGAAAGGUGGACGUGUGGAACAUCACGAAUCUCUGAAUACCUGGUAUUCUAAUGUCGUCUUGUGUUAAUCUUAUGAGGUCACACUGCCCCCUGCUGGCUGUGUAAUGUAUCACUUAAGAAUCACCACUAAAGCUUCUCCUUAGCAACGGAAACCCAAAUAUGAAUGUUGACAUUCCCACUUUCAAAGCUCAUCACAGCUCUGAUGAGGACCUUUUCCUGAUUUAUGUUACUUUGGGGGGUGGGCUUUUGUUACCAUUUGUGCCUUAGGAAGCACAUGUGUGUGGUGUGGAGACACAGCAAAUGACAUAUGUGUCACUUUCCAGUAAGAAGAUAGGUGUCUGCACACAUGAUUAAGGGCAUGCCACAAAUCCUAUCAGCAGGUGUACAUAUCCAACCCAUCUAUUUCUGCAUUCUGAAAUCCUUUAAAACAUCUGCCGUGGAAGUCAGCACUUUCCAAGGUUCACCGAAGUCACUAAUCAGUGGGCCAAGCAGACAUACAACACUCUACAUCCAAAAUGCAGAACCGACAAGGUAUUUUGUAUCACUUUCUCUUGCCUCACUGUGUAUCAAUUUGUGUUUCACUGACAAGGGAUUUUAAAUAUGUAUCAGGGAAUAUGACGUCGUCUUCCUCAGUUUAUACUAGCUCAGGAUACUUUUGGGUACUGUUAUCAUUUCUGUUAGCAUAACCGUUAGCAUUCUCCUUAGGCUUCCCUCAGCCCCCCCCACCCCAAGGCAGCACUCAGCAUGAUGCAUUAAGUACUUGUCCUGAAUGUCCAAUCUAGUUCCUUACGUACUGACUAUCACCAGUAAUCAUAAAUACCCGGUGGGGCUGCAGUAAGCGAAACCACGACUAAUGAUUCUAUUUCAUGUUGGAGUUUCGUACCGUAAAUAGGAACAAUCCCUAAUGUUUCUUUUUUUUUCCAUUUUGGUAUUUCAUGCAGUGGUUUUCUAGCUAGCAGCCAUGAGAGGACUGCAACUCAGUCUGACCAAGUUGGUGUUAUUGAAUUGUAAUUAUGGACUAAUAAUAUUGUACAUGUUUGAUGAAUGUAUGUUUAGUCACUUAAACAACAGAUGAUUUGACAUUUAUGGAUUUAAAACAAUAAAACAUUGAAUUCUUA
Molecule: messenger RNA, 5119 nt
Organism: Paramormyrops kingsleyae
Lineage: Eukaryota; Metazoa; Chordata; Actinopteri; Osteoglossiformes; Mormyridae
Gene: pparab
Product: peroxisome proliferator-activated receptor alpha b
Biological process (GO): hormone-mediated signaling pathway; negative regulation of transcription by RNA polymerase II; positive regulation of fatty acid metabolic process
Cellular component (GO): nucleus
Molecular function (GO): RNA polymerase II cis-regulatory region sequence-specific DNA binding; DNA-binding transcription repressor activity, RNA polymerase II-specific; nuclear receptor activity
Source: RefSeq, a predicted model, not a curated record